Rhopilema esculentum is the source of this 4797-nucleotide messenger RNA. RefSeq lists its product as uncharacterized. Gene Ontology annotation, molecular function: protein serine/threonine phosphatase activity. Lineage: Eukaryota; Metazoa; Cnidaria; Scyphozoa; Rhizostomeae; Rhizostomatidae. Gene Ontology annotation, cellular component: nucleus; cytoplasm. The record is from RefSeq and is a predicted model, not a curated record.
UGUAGGGAAAUUUGGGUUAUAAAAACGUGAUUGGAGCAAGCAAACAUCGUCCCGUCGUUUCUGCACGGCAGUGAUAGCUCAUUUCCCUUAAUGCUGAAAAAUUCCAGGCCUGAUUAGACAAAAAAAUAGACAAUUUAGAAGAGUGCAAUAAGAAUUUGCAAUCACUUAGCUAAACAGAUGUCAGACCGUUUAGAAGUUUAGGACAAAGUUUUUUGGAGGAUCGGCAAGAAUUAAAGUUUGUUACAUGCUUUAUUCAAGCUUAUGUUACAUUUCGUGAUAUUCGUUUCGUUGUGUCAUUCUUAUCGAGUUUAGCACUUAAGUGUCAUUUUUAAAAAAAAGUUCGUGGCUGGAUGAAGAGUCGAUUUAUUUAGCAACGUUACCACACAUAUUUGGCAAUAUUGUGAGUAUGGCUUUGAAAAAGCAAACCUUUUACAACAUCUGUAAGCUUCUCGUAUGACACUUUUCAAAGUAUCUUUCAUAAGGAAAAUUUCGCCGCUGUGGGCAGUGUCUUGGUUGAGUUUGAAUCAGGGUUGAAACGAUCAAAAAAGUUAUUUACCCGAUAUUGGCAAAUUUCUUGAUUGUUUCGACCCUAAUUCUGACGUUAUAUACUCUGAUAAGUAUCAGACAAAAAGCUUAGGUAUUUGUAAAAUUUUUGCUUUGUUCAAUGUCAUUUCAAGUUUGUACCACAAAAAAAUUGUUAAAUAGGUGAAUAUUGUCAAGCCUCGUUUUUGUAUUAUCUAUAAAGAGGCUGGAGAGGUGCCCACAACAUGUCGUAGGAGAGUGACAAAUCUUGGUUGUUGUAAUCAAUUUUACAUUUCUAUGCAAGAAAUGAGCAGGUGUUUGGGAGCUCAAUUGGACGAAGACAUGUUCAAGAUUUGAAUGAAAGGUUUCUGCACAGUUGCUGUGAAAUCCAGGAUUUCCACUCUAGAAGUUAGGCCUAAGUGAAACAAUCCUCGCCGUCAACAUGGAUUGCAAGAUAGUGAUAAAAAGUGACCUACUUUCCACGGGGCAGAAAGGAUUCCCUCAAUUCUUGGUAAGAAAAGAACAAGCUAAUGAAUGGAAGUUUCCGUUAUGUCACGUUGCUUUCAAAGAAUCGCCACUUGAAGCGUGCAAGCGGUUUUUAGACGAGCUUAAGUGUAGCAGAUUGGUGGAUACCAAGGGUGUUAUUGCAAUAGCAGCAAAAUGGACAUCAGAUGGAAAGUUGAUUACACAGACAGCUAUUGCUGCACAGCUUAACAGUGUGGCAAAAUCUGAACUGAUACGGAGUUCUUUUGAAAGGUCUAAAAGUAGUACAGCUGUAUAUAGCUCAAAGUGGUGCACAUUUAGGGAAUUGAAUGAAUUAGCAAAAAGUGGUAGUUUUGGAAAUGAAGACCUCCAAUAUGCCAAGAAAUUUCUAGAUGGUGAGAUUAGCUGUACUUCAAUUCUUGACCAGGGAUCUGCCCAACAUCCAGAACAAACUCACAGCGAUAAACAGAAAAUUAUUUCUAAUGAAGCACACGGUAUGAGAAGUGAUAUACAAAGGACACAAAAAUCAAUGGACUCCCCAAUGGAUGUAGACUCAAACGAUGCAUCAACUUCAUUUAAGCGAAAGAGACAGCUUUCAGAUUCUGAUAGUGAGUAUCUAGCCAAAGAGCCAAAAGGAAUCACAUCUGAAACAAAAAUUAACACAGUUGUUCAAAGCACAGAUUACAUAGGAAUGGAGGGGAAGCUGAGAAAAUAUCUCACUUAUAAGCUAACAGCUCCGUACAAAGAAUUGCUGGCUGCUUCAAAGUUUGAUUUAGACCAUUUUAUUGCCAUUCAUUAUCUGUUUGAAGAAUUUUCCAACGAAAACAAAAAUGUUGAUUUCACCUCAUUCAAGAAUGUCUUGGUUGAGCUAGACAUAAAAGGAUUUGACUUAUUUGAUCUUUUCAGGGCAUUCGAUAAAUGCUGCAAAGGCUUCCUCCGAUACGAGGACCUGCUUUCUGGGUUCGCUGCAAUGGAGCCGGUUACACCCCAUGGAGGCUGCUCCGGUGAAAUCCGCAGUGUGUACAUACUUAGGUAUUAUGAUACCGUGGGACAUGGGUAUCUUUCAUAUGAUAAUUUUUGCACCAUUGUCGCUGAUAUCAAAAAAGCUAAAGGGAUUGAAGUAAGAGGCGAAGACCUGGACCAGGACGCAUCUGAGCAGUUCAAAUCACUGAAAACUGGAGAUAAUGAUCGUAUAUCGACUUUGGAGUUUCUACAAGCCAUCGGGCAGAUGAAAUUUCGCGGUACAUCAGUACUCUUUCGCAAUCAGCCGUCGAUAAAGCACAAAUUGAAAAAAGUACCCAUAUCAAAACACAGAAAUAGUUUGAUAAACAGCAUCGAAUCUUUUCAAAAAAGACUUUCAUCAUCUUGCUCGGAGGAGUCUAUCGCCAAUGGAGGAUACGAGCUUGCAACACAUUCUGUUAAAGUAAGAAGAAGUGGCACAAUGAUGGAUGUUGUGACACUCGCUGAUCUGUUUGGAAAAUCACACUUACCCGGAAACGGGGCUAGUAUAUUUUCAGAUGAGAUGAAAGCGAAAUUCCUCAGGCUAACGUCCGUGGAUUCAUUUAAUAUGAACACCCCUGCAAAUGAGAUGCUCACUGGCCUCAAAUACUUCGAAAGACCAAUCAAAGUGAACAGCGCAGGCGUGAAUCCAAAGUCCGCAUUUACUUGGGGUGUGGUCGAUAUGGAUGCAUUGGCAAGGUGCAUUCUGGUAAUAUGUCAGCAAGUGUUGGAUAUUGUCAGUAUAGAACCACGCCUGGUCAAAUUAGAAUCACCAACUUAUAUCCUUGGUGAUGUACAUGGUAAUUUCUCUGACCUUGUGUGCUUUGAGAAAGUUUUAUGGCGAAUGGGGCCUAUCCUUACUCCAUGCAGUUUUCUAUUCUUGGGUGAUUACGUUGAUCGUGGCAAGUUCGGAAUUGAGGUCGUGGCUUAUCUUUUUGCACACAAGAUUCUUGCCCCAUCGAAAUUCAUUUUGAUUCGUGGCAAUCACGAAAUUAGAGGGAUUCAGAGGAUGCACACUUUUUAUGGAGAAUGUAUAAGUAAGUUUGGUGCCACGUUUGGGCCUAAAGUUUGGGAAGCUGUGAAUAGCUGCUUUGACUGUCUACCUAUCGCUGCAGUAAUUGAUAAAAAGAUAUUUUGCGUACAUGGGGGAAUACCAUCACUCAAACAUGGUCAAGGGAUGCUGUCAGAAAUCGAAUCAAUUCCAACGCAUUUGAAUGACCCUGAAAAGCAAAGUCCUCUUGCUUGGGAUCUCAUGUGGAGUGACCCUUUGAGGGAUGAAGACAGAGAUGCAGAUAUUGAAAAAGAUUUGCAUGACAACAAUGGAUUCACUGGCAAUUUCAAACGAGGAACCGCCCAUAUGUUCAGUUCUGAGGCAUUAGAAGAUUUCUUGGACAAGAAUGGAUUAUCACAUGUUGUUCGCGCCCAUGAAGUUCAACAAAAAGGAUUCGAGGUGCAGUUGAAUGGGAAAUUACUGACUGUCUUCUCGUCGUCUCAGUAUUGCGGUGGCAAGAACGAGGCUGCUUGCAUACUGGCUCACAAAAACCGACUGCGUACUAUACGUUUAGAUACCGGAUAAUAAUAUCAAAACCGCACUUGCUGUUCUCAAUCAUAUUUUCCUAUAAUAUUUUGUUCAUUUUUCCCCUUGUGCAAAAGGCUUUUUUGUUCAAAAAGAUCGUUCAUCAGACACCCAAAGGUUGGAUGGUAUAGAACAUUGAUAGUUUUUGCCAAAUUUUUGUAAAUUAACCUAUGGUUUGAUUUUGUAAUUAAUGCUUAAAACGGUCGUUAUUUUGGAAAGAUGUUUAAAUAUGUGAAUUUUCGAUUUUGUAAAACAGUUUAUUUUAGGUUUCCCCUUUAGGUUGGCAGUAGGGAUUAAGUUUAGUGAAAAGCUGAUAAAAAAGUAAGAGAUUUGCCGUAGCCAAAGCAUUUCUGCUUAUAACUCCCUCUUUGCCUAGUUUACUGUUAGUUUUUUCCAGUUACUAACGAUCUUCCUUGCCAGGUCACCUUUCAUUAGUUCCAACGCUUUUAAUCUCAAUUUUAUGAAGAAUUUUCAGCCUAUCAAAGAUCGGGACAUCGACGGGGCUUUCAUUCAAUUCUAUAUCGAAAUUGUAUUCCGUUUCAAUUUUUAUAAAACUUCAAUUUUUUAUGUUGAAUUAGGUAUAUGCAUACAACAUGAAUUAGGUUUAUCUUAAGAUAAACUUGCUCUUGGAAUUGCCAUAUGGGCGUUGAGCGCCCGCAAACCCCUAAUUCUUAUAAAUUUUUGUAAGCUGCCUGUUGUUAAUGUUAAAUCGUGUAAAUGCAUAUAUAGUACCUUGAGUUUAAAGAGUGGGUGGUUGGAGGGCCAUGAAAUGGAAUGUAGCGGUUAAGACUUAGAUGAAUAAAACCUGAUUUCCGUUUUACCUGUCAUCAUUUAGUUUCCUGGCCAAUCAUGAGGAACUGGGGGCGCCACACAUCCUGCUUUCCUUGUGCAAACAGCCAGUUACUUGGUAUUUUUCCUCUUUAUAUAACUCCUUAUAGGCAAAUUAGCACUUGAACUUGAUCGCGCCCCAAACCCUAGAAAUUCUCACAAGAAAUAAGAAACAGUGGUAGAGUACCAAAAGCCAAACUGUCCAUAAAAACCUCUCGCGAGCUUUGCUAUAAAGUUAAGGAGCUUUUGCUGUACGAAGUAAUUGAUGCAAUCCAGUGUUACGUAUUUCAUAAAUAAGUUAUAAAAAAAGCAGCUCUCAAACAGCAUUAAUAAAAAUUCAACAUCUAAUGAAGUUCUAUUGCUUAUGUCUUCUGGAAAACUUUUUGGCA